This is a messenger RNA of Penicillium vulpinum, 1962 nucleotides long. RefSeq lists its product as uncharacterized. The coding region runs from base 1 to 1962 and encodes 653 amino acids. Lineage: Eukaryota; Fungi; Ascomycota; Eurotiomycetes; Eurotiales; Aspergillaceae. The transcript has a single exon. The record is from RefSeq and is a predicted model, not a curated record.
AUGACGAUCCGCAACCCCCUUCCACUCUCCGAUGAGUGGAAGGAUCCCGACGAAUAUGUCCAAGCCCUCCUCUCCUUCGCAACUGAAUCGCUCAUGUUCAUGAAUGUUUGCGGUGGUGUGCAUAUCCUCGAUUUCUUGACGCGCGAUCCCGAUCUGUAUACGUCGCUACUGCCAGAAGAUUGGCGAUCAUUCUUCGAGCACCAUGAUAUCCACAGCAUCUUGCAACUGCUACUCCGAGAGGACAUUGGUCCGCUAUGCGAACCCGCCGAGAUAAACGGAGCCUCCGAGAAUGGCAGGACGUGGAACGGAGGCGCAUUCCCACCCGCAACACUCCUUGAAUAUAUUCGCAACAUUCGACGACUGAGCUUGCGCCGCGAGUUCAACCCAUCUGAGAAAAGCGAACCUCUCCCGAGCCAUAUUGCUGUCGGCAUGAACAAGAAAAAGAAGCACGAGGUGGAGCAAUUCUCUCGCUAUGUCGCGUCUUUGUCGGAGACGGUCAAUGAGCGUCGUGGAGAGCCCUUGUCUCACAUUGUUGAUUUUGGGUCGGGACAAAACUACCUGGGGCGCAUGCUAGCAAGCUCGCCCUAUCAUAAGCAUAUCAUUGCCAUUGAGCGAAAGCACCAAUACAUCAGCGGUGCUAAUCGUAUGGAUGUUCAUGCUCGACUGGCUGCAGAGGAAAAGAAAAACACAAUGCAUAAUGCAAAGCGAAACAAAUUAAAAAAGCAGUGCAUCGACUGUAUUGACACUCCAGAACUAGCUUCAGAAGUAGCCACUUCGGAAACCCCCAAGGUUCUGGACCCGGAGAUGGGAACACCACUGGAACUGAUCGAUGGAAUGCCAACAGAACCUGCUGGGCAGGAUGAAGAUAUGACCUCUAACAUGCUAGGUGAUAUGACCCUGGAAGCCGAUGAUGUGCUCGGCUCGAACUACAUAAAACCAGCCGCACGCGCACCAAAGCCACGACCGGAGAUCGACACUAGAGGAACUGUCAGCUACAUCGAACAUAAUAUCCAAGAUGGCUACCUAGAACCGAUCAUCGAGCACGUCGUCGACCCAAAGACAUCAGUUGAAACCCGGACUAGCACAGAAGAAGUCGUCAUUCAACCCACAGAAAAGAGACCGAGUGACGCGCGGGUGAUGGUCGUUUCUCUACAUUCAUGCGGAAACCUCGUUCACCACGGAGUCCGAUCACUAGUGCUCAAUCCUUCCGUUGUAGCAAUCGCCAUGAUCGGCUGCUGCUAUAACCUCCUGACGGAACGAUUGGGACCAGCAACAUACAAAAUCCCCAUUCUUCGAUCCGCCCACCCCCGCCUCAAACGAACUGGAUCUUCAUGGGACCCGCACGGAUUCCCAAUGUCCAAGCUCUAUGAGACCUAUCAAGCAAAGACCACAACAGGCUUCAAGCUCAAUAUUACAGCCCGCGCAAUGGCCGUUCAGGCACCCUACAACUGGGGCCACGCCGACAGCGAAGGAUUCUUCACGCGCCAUUUCUACCGCGCUCUGCUGCAGCGCGUUCUUCUAGAUCGCGACAUCAUCCCUAAGCCCGACGUGCCCAAUGAUCUCUACAAAGACCACACAGACGAUCCCGAUUCUGGCGGUAUAGCGCUAAUCGUGGGCUCCCUGCGCAAAACUGCAUUCGAGUCUUUCCCUGCGUACGUACGUGCUGCAACGGUCAAAUUGAGCCGUGAUCCGACCCGCGGCGAGUUGGUCAAGGAGCGCAUCUGUACCAUGUCUGAAGAAGAGCUACAACGCUAUGAAGCUGAUUACUUGCACGCGCGGAAGAAUCUGAGUAUUGUGUGGAGUCUUAUGGCGUUCAGUUCUCAGGUUGUUGAGGCUGCCAUUGUGGUUGAUCGCUGGCAGUUCUUGCGCGAACAUGACUCUGUCAAGGAAUGUUGGGUUGAGCCUGUGUUUGAGUACGGUCAGAGUCCACGCAAUCUGGCUGUUAUUGGCAUCAAGAAAUGA